Messenger RNA from Columba livia (rock pigeon), 2003 nucleotides. RefSeq names its product myelin protein zero like 3 (gene MPZL3). The coding region runs from base 16 to 810 and encodes 264 amino acids. NCBI's taxonomy places the organism in Eukaryota, Metazoa, Chordata, Aves, Columbiformes, Columbidae. The transcript is spliced from 6 exons. Gene Ontology annotation, cellular component: plasma membrane. The record is from RefSeq and is a predicted model, not a curated record.
UGCCGCCUCGUCGCCAUGGCGACGCGGGGCGGCCAUGUUGGGGCGGCCCCGCCCUCACCUGCGCUGCCCGCAGGUGAGCCGCCAUGUUGCGGCUCUGAGCGGAGCGGGAUGCGGUGCGGGGCGGCAGCGGCCGCCGGCCGCCUCCUCCUGCCGCGGGCCGUCUUGCUGCUGCUCGGUGUCUGCAAUGCCCUUUGCCUGGAAAUUAAAGCCAAUUCUAAAGUGCAAGCUUUCAUUGGUGAGCAAGUGUCGCUGAAAUGCUCAUUCAGAUCCAGUUCUCCCAUCAGUGAGAGCCUGACAGUGGACUGGACAUACCAGCCCCUCACGGGUGGUCAGAUGGAGACGAUUUUUCAUUAUCAGUCUGUUCCAUACCCAACAACAGUGGGAAAGUUCAAAGGCAGGAUAUCCUGGCUUGGGAACGUGGCCAAGGGCGAUGCUUCCAUUGCCAUCCAAAGCCCAGCAGUAAGUGACAAUGGGACGUUCAUCUGCAGCGUGAAGAAUCCUCCAGACGUGUACCACAACAUUCCUCAGACGAUGCUGAUAGUUACAGAGAGGGGCCUUUCCUUCCAGCUGACUUCAGCGGCGCUGCUGUCCAUUUUAGUGUUUCUCCCUUCCGUCAUUGUGGUCGUCCUGCUCUUGGUAAGGAUGGGAAGGAAAUUUGGAGUGCUAAAGGAGAAAAAAAAGCCUGGCUGCAAGAAAUCCUCCAUUGAAGUGUCUGAUGAGCCUGAGCAGGCAGAGCCAGACAGCUGCUUGGGGAAGCUCAAAAACUGGUGUCUCAACUGUGUGGACACGGACGAGGAAGACCCCUACUGAUGAAAGACUGACGCUAUGGAUGGAACGAACAAAACUACAGCACUGAAAAUCAUGGCUAGAUAGGUAUGAAGGCUGAUGAGUGACCAAUGCAGACUGAAGGACCCGCUCUAAUCUUGGUACAUCGGAAGAAUAAUGUUGAUGGGAUAACUCUCCUUUAUUCAAGCACAAACUAAUGAUGUUUUGAAGUUCUUACCCUCACUUUUCCAGUGCCUACAGACACCUCAGUGCCUACAGACACCUCAGUGCCUACAGACACCUCAGUGCCUACAGACACCUCAGUGCCUACAGACACCUCAGUGCCUACAGACACCUCAGUGCCUACAGCCCUUCAACCUGUUUCCUGCCAGCAGUCCGACAAUCCAUAUUUCUUAGCUUACUUGCAAGUUUGUUCCCAUCACCUGUUCUCCGUACCCCUGAACUGGAGUUGCCUGGAGCUCAGGGUACUCCGGAGUGAUCGCCACUGGACAUUGACAACGUUUUUUCUCUUUUUUUUUUUUUUUGGAACAUAUCUGCUAAGGACUUAGACCAGUUUGUUCGCAUUGGUAUGUGGCGUCCCUUGUGUUGGAGCAAAGAGAAUCUGCUCCUUGUUAAUGAUUUCUUGCUUUAAUCUGCCACUUAAUUACAGGAUCACCAUUUUGUUCCUCCUGUUCUCUGAUUCUGUUUUUAAGCCACCAACCGCACAGUAGUGCUGCCUUGCAUUGUUGGGUUUUAUCUUUCCCUUUUUUGUUAGUGUUUGUCCAACAGCUGCAUUACUAGGUACAUCUACUUCUAUUUGUCGAAGUGAAGCACAAUCCAUAUAACACUAAUUUCUUUAAAUCAGAAAUGCAAAUGGGGACUCUAUCUGGGGAAACAUAACCCCAUCUACCUCAACCAGUGACUCAAGCAGUGUCCGAAGGAAUGCUCCGUGUUUGGAAGAACAGUCGUGUUCCUCCUCUCGUCUUCUAGGUACCGUUGUAGGGAAACAGCUAAACGUGCAUCUUGGCUGCCUGCUAAGAAAGAGGGCUUUCUCUUUUACCAACCUUGUCCGAUAAGGGAUGGCAGAGAGCAAUGGAGUUCAUGUUUGCUCGAUACCUAAACAGCUGCUGUUUUCUGCUCCUCUCUGUGUGUGGCGUUGCUCACAUAGUUUGCUUUUACACGUGUGUUAGAAGUUUACUGUUGACUCUGUGCCAUUACCAAUAAACUGCUUUGUUUCA